CUCCACCCGGACUCUGCCAUGUUGGGUCUUGUGGGUCGUGUGGCCGCAGUCUCGGCCUCCGGGGCCUUGUGAAGACUCAGGCCCUCAGCGCUGUUACCCCAAGCCCAGCUCUUACUGCGGGCUGCCCUGGAAGUGCCUCAGCCUGCCAGAGACUAUGCUGUCCAAAUGUCUCCGGCACCUAAGCCAGGCGCCGCCACCGGGCGGAUCGUGGCCGUCAUGGGUGCAGUGGUGGGCGUCCAGUUCUACGAGGGACUGCCGCCCAUCCUAAAUGCCCUGGAAGUACAAGGCAGGGAGGCCAGGCUGGUGUUGGAGGUGGCCCAGCAUCUGGGUGAGAGCACUGUAAGGACCAUUGCCAUGGAUGGUACAGAAGGCUUGGUUAGAGGCCAGAAAGUCCUGGAUUCUGGUGCACCAAUCAGAAUUCCCCUUGGUCCUGAGACCGUGGGCAGAAUUAUGAAUGUCAUUGGAGAACCUAUUGAUGAGAGAGACCCCAUCAAAACCAAACAAUUUGCUGCUAUUCAUGCUGCGGCUUCUGAGUUCAUUGAGAUGAGUGUUGAGCAGGAAAUUUUGGUUACUGGUAUCAAGGUUGUGGAUCUCCUGGCUCCCUACCUAGGAGGUGGAAAAAUUGGGUUCUUUAGUGGUGCAGGAGUUGGCAAGACUGUACUGAUCAUGGAGUUAAUCAACAACAUUGCCAAAGCCCAUGGUGGUUAUUCUGUGUUUGCUGGUGUUGGUGAGAGAACACGAGAGGGCAAUGACUUAUACCGUGAAAUGAUUGAGUCUGGUGUUAUCAACUUAAAAGUUGCUACCUCCAAGGUAGCACUGGUGUAGCAAAUGAAUGAACCACCUGGUGCUCGUGCCUGGGUAGCUCUGACUGGACUAACUGUGACUGAAUACUUCAGAGACCAAGAAGGUCAAGAUGUGCUGCUGUUUAUCGAUUACAUCUUUCACUUCACCCAGGCUGGCUCAGAGGUGUCUGCUUUAUUGGGUAGACUCCCUUCUUCUGUAGGCUACCAGCCUACCCUGGCUACUGAUAUGGGUACCAUGCAGAAAAGAAUCACCACUACCAAGAAGGGAUCUAUCACUUCUGUACAGGCUAUCUACGUGACUGCAGAUGACUUGACUGACCCUGCCCCUGCCACUGCCUUUGCCCAUUUGGAUGCUACCACAGUGUUGUCCUGUGCUAUUGCUGAACUGGGCAUCUACUCAGCUGUGGAUCCUCUAGACUCCACCUCUCGCAUCAUGGAGCCCAACAUUGCUGGCAAUGAGCAUUAUGAUGUUGCCCGUGGGGUGCAAAAGAUCCUACAGGACUACAAAUCCCUCCAGGAUAUCAUUGCCAUUCUGGGUAUGGAUAAACUUUCUGAGGAAGACAAGUUGACUGUGUCCCGUGCACGGAAAAUACAGCGUUUCUUGUCUCAGCCAUUCCAGGUUGCUGAGGUCUUUACAGGUCAUAUGGGGAAGUUGGUACCCCUGAAGGAGACCAUCAAAGGAUUCCAACAGAUUUUGGCAGGUGAAUAUGACCAUCUCCCAAAACAGGUCUCUAAGGUGGGACCCAUUGAAGAAGCUGUGGCAGAAGCUGUUAAGCUGGCCGAAGAGCAUUCUUGAGGGGAUCCCAGCGCUCUUCCUCCAAGCUGUCUCUCUCUCCUUGACCCUAAUCCCAAAAUUUCAGUUUUCUCUGUUAAGGCACCUGAGAG
Messenger RNA from Myotis davidii, 1688 nucleotides. Its product is annotated as ATP synthase subunit beta, mitochondrial-like. Lineage: Eukaryota; Metazoa; Chordata; Mammalia; Chiroptera; Vespertilionidae. Gene Ontology annotation, molecular function: ATP binding; proton-transporting ATP synthase activity, rotational mechanism. The record is from RefSeq and is a predicted model, not a curated record. Gene Ontology annotation, biological process: proton transmembrane transport; proton motive force-driven mitochondrial ATP synthesis.